AUGCUGCUCCUGAUGGUGGGGAACUUGAUCAUCCUGCCCGUGGGCAUCACCUUCUUCAAGGAUGAGAACACCCCUCCCUGGAUCGUUUUCAACGUGCUCUCGGACACUUUCUUCUUGGCUGACCUGGUGCUGAACUUCCGGACAGGCAUCGUGGUGGAGGACAACACGGAGAUCAUCCUCGACCCCCACACCAUCAAAAUGAAGUACUUGAAGAGCUGGUUCCUGGUCGACUUCAUUUCCUCCAUCCCUGUCGACUACAUCUUCCUCAUCGUCGACCUGGAGACCCAGGUGGAUUCUGACGUCUACAAGACAGCGCGGGCCCUGCGCAUCGUCCGCUUCACCAAGAUCCUGAGCCUCCUGCGCCUGCUGCGCCUCUCGCGCCUCAUCCGCUACAUCCACCAGUGGGAGGAGAUCUUCCACAUGACGUACGACCUGGCCAGCGCCGUGGUGAGGAUCUUCAACCUCAUUGGCAUGAUGCUGCUGCUGUGCCACUGGGAUGGAUGCCUCCAGUUCCUGGUGCCCAUGCUGCAGGACUUCCCUGAGGACUGCUGGGUCUCCAAGAACCACAUGGUGAACGACUCGUGGGGAAAGCAGUACUCGCACGCCCUGUUCAAGGCCAUGAGCCACAUGCUCUGCAUCGGCUACGGGCAGCAGGCGCCCGAGGGCAUGACCGACGUCUGGCUCACCAUGCUCAGCAUGAUCGUGGGGGCCACCUGCUAUGCCAUGUUCAUCGGCCACGCCACCGCCCUCAUCCAGUCCCUGGACUCCUCCCGUCGCCAGUACCAGGAGAAGUACAAGCAAGUGGAGCAGUACAUGUCCUUCCACAAGCUGCCCGGGGACACGCGCCAGCGGAUCCACGAGUACUACGAGCACCGCUACCAGGGCAAGAUGUUUGACGAGGAGAACAUCCUGGGGGAGCUCAGUGAGCCCCUCAAAGAGGAGAUCAUCAACUUCAACUGCCGCAACCUGGUGGCCAACAUGCCCUUGUUUGCCAAUGCCGACCCCAACUUUGUGACUGCCAUGCUGACCAAGCUGCGCUUCGAGGUCUUCCAGCCCGGGGACUUCAUCAUCCGCGAGGGCACCGUGGGCAAGAAGAUGUACUUCAUCCAGCACGGGGUGGUCAGCAUCCUCACCAAGGGCAACAAGGAGACAAAGCUGUCUGAUGGCUCCUACUUCGGGGAGAUCUGCCUGCUGACCCGGGGCAGGCGCACGGCCAGCGUGAGGGCCGACACCUACUGCCGCCUCUACUCCCUGUCCGUGGACAACUUCAACGAGGUGCUGGAGGAGUACCCCAUGAUGCGCAGGGCCUUCGAGACGGUGGCCAUGGACCGCCUGGACCGCAUAGGGAAGAAGAACUCCAUCUUGCUCCGCAAGCGAGCCGAGCACAGCUCGGGGCCCAUGAACACCGAGAUGAUCCAGCAGAUCGUGAAGCACGACCAGGACAUGGCCCACAACAUCCAGGACCUGCAGCAGAUGGCGAUGGGCCGGGAGCUGAGCGGGAAGCCGGUGAUCUGGGAGCCGCUGGUGCACGCGCCCCUGCAGACGGCAGCCGCCACCACCAACGUGGCCAUCGCCCUGACCCACCAGCACAGCCUGCAGGCCCACAUCUUCCUGCCGCCCUCCUCCAUCUCCAGCCCCCUCUCGCCCGAGACCACCCUGCUCACCAAGCCCGUGCGCCGCUCCCAGCCCAGCCUGGGCGGCUCCCGGCCCUCCUCCGUGAGCUCGCCGUCCGGGGCGCAGUCCCACCUCCAGACGCCCGCUGCCGGCUCGCCCUCCUCCCCCAUGGUCCAGUCCCAGGCGCCGCUGGACAGCGGGGCCCAGAGACCAAGCCAUGGGGCGCAGCCCCUGCCACGAGCAGCGCAGAGGGGGGAGAUGCCGGGAGGGCCCAAGCAGCCCCCGGGCGGCCCCCAGCCCCAGCUCUCCAGGUCCCGCGGCGCCUCGGUCUCCACCUCGCUGCUGCAGCAGGCGGCGGGGGCGGCGUCCCCCAGCUCGGAGCAGGCGCUGCCCCCGGGGAGAACGCUCCACUACAGCCUGUCCCGAGCCACCGGCUCCCACAUCUCCCUCCUGAUGCAGCCCCAGCAGCUGGUGAAGCACAGGAGCAUCCAGGGCCUGCCGGUGGGGCGGCUCACCCAGGAUGUCCGGCUGCUCUCCGCCUCCCAGCCCUCCCUUCCCAACAAAGUGGCCCAGCAAGCCGAGGGGAGCUCCUUGAAGCAGGGUAGGAAAUCCGCGGGGAACCUGGCCCGCAGGUCCUCUCCCUCGGUGGCCGGACUCCUCGCCAAGCCGUGUCCGGGGGUCCCGGCCCAGCCCUCACACCCGCAGCAGAUGCCUUCAGGAUCGCUGGCUCAGCCCGCCCGCUCCGCGCCGGGAGCCUCCACCCCGCAGUCCCCGGUCUCCACGUCCAGGCAGGCGGCAGGUCCCUCCCGCAAGGGUUCCGUGGCCUUCAGCCCCGAGGUGGAAACGGGGAAGCCCAAACUCCCGUCCAACAUGUGAGUCCCGGCGGCACCGAGCGCAGGCAGGAGGGACCCGGGCACCCCGGCGGCAGGAGCAGCCGAGCACCAGCCCCGCCGUGCCGCGGGGAAGGUGAGGUGAGAGGCAGCACCCGGGGCCUUGGAAGGGCUGUUUCGGGCACGGGGGCACGGCAGGGGUGGGAAUGGUGCAGGCCCGGAGCUGGCCCAGCUGGGUGAGGAGGGGGCUCUGCUGACUGC
This is a messenger RNA of Neopelma chrysocephalum (saffron-crested tyrant-manakin), 2705 nucleotides long. Its product is annotated as potassium/sodium hyperpolarization-activated cyclic nucleotide-gated channel 3-like. Gene Ontology annotation, cellular component: membrane. The transcript has 7 exons. The coding region runs from base 1 to 2490 and encodes 829 amino acids. Gene Ontology annotation, molecular function: voltage-gated potassium channel activity. NCBI's taxonomy places the organism in Eukaryota, Metazoa, Chordata, Aves, Passeriformes, Pipridae. The record is from RefSeq and is a predicted model, not a curated record. Gene Ontology annotation, biological process: potassium ion transport; transmembrane transport.